AUGAGCGGCGUCAUUGAAGCCGUGCACAUCUUUGAUGACAACAGAAGUCCCAUCCUGUCCCACGCCUACGCCGGCCGGCCGCUGUCCGCCGCUCACCUCUUGCCCCUCUACCUCGAGCAUCCCGCCCCGCGACCGAACCUGAUAUACCUCGCCAACACGAACCCGCCGACACUCGUAUUUAGUCUGAUGCACGGCAAUCUGCUCUUCCUGGCGACGUCGUCGAGCGAGAUCGAACCACUGCUAGUCCUCGAGUUCCUGCACCGCAUCAUCGAUGCGUUUGAGGACUUUGUGGGCGCGCCGCUGCUGGCGGUCAAAAUUGAAAACAACUAUGAUAUUAUCGCGCAGCUUCUGACCGAGAUGUGCGAUGCCGGAAACAUAAGCACAACGGAGCCGAAUGCGCUGAGAGAAGUGGUGGAAGUGGAAGGCUGGGUCGACAAGCUAUUAGGAAGCAUCAGCCUGCCUGGGAAAUUACAGUCCAAUUCCAACUCCAACACACCCUCGAUAACGCCGACGACCGGGACAGCGCUUCCCUGGCGGCGAGCGAACGUACGACAUACUUCAAACGAAAUGUACGCAGACGUCGUCGAGACAUUAUCAGUUACGCUUGCGCCCUCUGGGAGACCACUGGCUGCAUUCGCAAACGGGACGAUUGCAUUCACUGCCAAGGUGUCUGGAGUACCAGACAUUACGGUCAACCUCACUAGCCCUUCUGGCAAGCACAAUUUGGGGAGCUUUAUGGAGCUGCCCGUCUUCCAUCCUUGCGUCAGAUUGAACAAGUGGAAAGAAAGGCCCGGCGAGCUAAGCUUUAUUCCACCAGACGGUCGAUUCAUUCUGGCUGGCUACGAGGUCGAUUUGUUGCCUUUUACAAGUGGCAAGUCUGGCAACCUCAGCAGCAGUUCUCUCAAGUUGCCGGUGAAUCUGGAAAUGAAGACUGGAAUGGGGCCGACGGGUUCGGAGUUUGAAGUGCGGUUACAAGUAAACAAAAUAUUCGGCACUCCUGGGUCAUCGUCAUCCAGUCAGCUAGGGCGAGGAGGCGGCCCCGGCCGCAUAGGAUCCCCGCACCCGGGGACGCCAGCUUCACCGUUGCUCGAUGAUUUAGUGGUCACGAUCCCCUUGCCCGCUGAUGUCAGAAACCUGUCCGACAUACGGCCAAGUAGGGGCGAUGCUAGUUUCAACCCUGUGCAAGGAGUGCUAGAGUGGCACAUCGCGGCCAAGGAGAUGAGCGGACCAACGUCGCACUUUGGGCUGCGAAGCACCGUUGUGGGGGCUCUGAGCAAUGAGCAGCAAGAGGAUGCGUUUGAUCCCAGUGGUUUCGGGUUCGGAGAGUAUUCAUACAACGAGCCAUACCAGAGCGUGCCCGUGGCCAAGGUGGCGCAAGGGAGCAAGAGCGGCAAGGCGAAUGAGGGCGGCAGCGACGAGCGGGAUGCACAAAAGGCGGCGCAGAACAAGAUUCUGAUGCCUAGCUCCGCAUCGGUCAACUUCUCGGUCAAGGGCUGGCUGGCGAGCGGGCUAAAAGUGGACAGCAUCGUGCUGGACACGCGCAAGAGCCGGGGCCUGGGAGAGGGUGUCAAGCCGUACAAGGGGGUCAAGUACCUGACGGUGAGCAAAGGCGGCGUGGAGCUGCGAUGUUAG
This is a messenger RNA of Akanthomyces muscarius, 1632 nucleotides long. RefSeq lists its product as uncharacterized. Gene Ontology annotation, cellular component: clathrin adaptor complex; cytoplasmic vesicle. Bases 1 to 1632 code for a protein of 543 amino acids. Gene Ontology annotation, biological process: endocytosis; intracellular protein transport. Lineage: Eukaryota; Fungi; Ascomycota; Sordariomycetes; Hypocreales; Cordycipitaceae. The transcript has 3 exons. The record is from RefSeq and is a predicted model, not a curated record.